CGGGCUGCAAACUCAAAACAGUAAUAGCGCGUGUUCAUAGCAGCUGAACUACAGCACAGCACAGCACAGUACAGUACGUACCUAAACGGUUAGGCGGCCCACAGCGCCCUGACCACUGCUGUUUUGGGCAGUGUGCACCCGUCUGAAAGCAGCCUGUAAAUUUAGCAGCCGCCCUGUACUUUUAGCAGCGCAGCAGGGGCAGCCUGGUUGGUGGCAUCAUCGAUUCCACUGUAGCGUUUUUUUUCUUGCCCGCUGCCCGCCUUGCUCCUCCACCUCCUCCUUUGCGUGCAUCUCCCUUCUCUUUCUCUUUUCUCGCUACCUUCAACACAUCAUCGCUACGCUUUUCCUCUCUCUUUUUGUUUUCUUUCUUCUUCGUUCUCUUCUUCUAUUUUCUUUCUAUUUUUUUUACACCUUCUCUUCUCACUCGGCCUCUCUCUCGCUUUUUGGCCGGCACACCACCUCGAAAACACUGGUGUCUCGUCUUCCCUUGUCGACAACAAAGUAAUACUAAUAAUUGCAUUCCUCACGGCCACCACCACCCUGCGAAUCUAUCCCUAUUCGGCCGAGACCAAUCGAGAAACGCGCGAAUCUCUUUGUCCAACUGUCGCUCUCGACUUACUGCUUUGCUUGGUGCUGCUUCUUCAUCACCCCUUUGUGCCGAUCAAGCCCCAGAGACCCAUCCCUGAAUCGUCCAUUUUCUCGUAUUCUCCUCGAUAACCUCUGCUGCACCUCCGAUCUCAUCGCAAGUCCCCGCGAUCCCGGUCCAGUAAUCCGUCGCAUCGUCUUUCUUACUUGCAGCUGGCCAGCGCCUCUCGCGUGAGCACGUCUCGAAGCCACCGUCUCGCGACACUCUCCACCACCAGAGAAUGCAACAAUGAUUCGCAACCCAUCCUUCAACACCCUCGUGCAGUCCCCGGGCUCUGUCCCGGGCAUGACCAACUCCCGAAGCUCAAAGUCCUCCUCUUUCCACUCCACGAAUAGCGACGAAGGCGCCACCGUUACCGAUGUCGCCCACUUUGAAGAUAUUGGCCUCGAGGACGAUGCUUCCCUGACCGCGACCAAUACGCCAAAGGCCAAUGGCAUCUCCGCGACCAACUCGCGGCACAUCACACGCAGUCCUGCUCUCCAGCCUGCUCCCGCCGGACGCACACUGGCCGCCAACAAACGCGCUCCCGCACCCCGACGAUCGUUCCCAAACCUCCGCAACAAUCUAUACUCUGCCAAUCCGCGCAGCACGAGCACGGCCGGACUGACGGACCCGCGGUCUAUAACCCUCAAGAAGAACCACUCUACUACGUCUAUGCCACUUGUCCUUCACAAUCGAAGCAUAAGCCCUGGUCUCGCCCUCCAGCCCCGCGAGCCCCAACACAUCCCUCGACCAAGACGCGGAAGCUGGCAGUCUACUCAAAAGCGCAAGUCCGUCUCGGAGCUUGAGCAAGAGUGCGAUGAAGAUGUUGGCGACGAUAUCCCAGAUGGCCUCGUUCUAGACAAUGUUCCCAUCUCGCCGCGCCCUCCCCAUGAACGUCCACCCAGCCGCGCCCCCUCUGCCGAACCAUCGCCCGAACGAGCGCCUAAGGAGCGUGUUCGCAGCAUUGGCAAUGGAACCCCCGCUGUUGCGCAAGCACAGGGCUCGCUGCGGUCUCCCACCUGGAAAUCCGAGGGAUCACAAGUAGACCGUCGCCCGAUAAGCCCGCUCAAGACCCGGUCAAAUAGCUGGAACGCCGCCCACGCUGAUCUCAGCAGCGAAGCACGAAUGUUGACCGAAAAGCUCGAGGAGCAUGCCGACGAGGAGGUGGAACGCCAGGCCCGACGACCAUCUGCUUCGGCCCGUCCUUACACGUGGAAUUCAACAACCACAGCAGAAUACUCGUACGACAAAAGGGAGCGCGUCAAGUCGUCCACACCUGAGCUCCCACCUCUGCGUCGCACCGACGGCAUCGUCGACCCGCUGCCCGCAUCCAAGGAGAAGGAAGCCGUUUUGAGCAGAACGAGGCCGUCAUGGCUGCCCCCGAAAGAUCCCGCGGAAGAAAAGCGCCACCUGAAGGAAUACCAAAGGAUGAUGGCGGCGAGCAUCAAGGCUGACGAGCGUCGGGAAGCAUCCCGACUGGACCGUAGCACCAAGCGUGAUAGCGCGGCGGACCGUCUGAUGCACUUGUGGGAAAACGACAUUAUCCCUCGCUGGAACGAUGCCAUCCGAGAACGACGAACCCGAGACCUCUGGUGGAAGGGCGUGGCACCGCGCAGCCGUGCGGCCGUCUGGCCUCGAGCCAUUGGUAACGAAUUGGGCCUCACUGUGGAUUCGUACUCUGCCGCUCUAUCUAGAGUAAAGGACAUACAGCAGCGCAUCCAGGAAGACAAGGCCGAUUCGGAAGAUGUACGAAUGGCGGCCUGGUUUAACGAGAUCAGAAAAGAUGCAGAUGAGAACACCUGGAGUGAGCUGCGCAUCUUCCAGACUGGCGGGCCGCUUCACGAAUCCCUGGUUGAUGUUUUGAGCGCGUAUGCCAUGUAUCGUGCCGACAUUGGCUAUGUUCCCGGAUCCAACACCAUUGCCGCCCUUCUUCUCCUCAACCUUCCAGAUCCCGAAACUGCAUUCAUCACUCUGGCCAACGUCUUAAACCGAUCGCUCCCACUGUCCUUUUACAUGUCCGACGCUGGCGCAAAAUCGUCCGCGUACAACUUGGUGCUGCAGACGCUGCUACACAAGUCGCCUACGCUUCAUGAGCAUCUCACCAGGGGCAUUCCCGAACUGCGCGCAUCGCUCUACUUGAACGACAUCUUCACCAGCAUAUUUACGAGCCUGCUCGCUAUUGACGAAGCAGCUCGCCUGUGGGACAUUUACGUUUUUGAAGGCGACUCGCUGUUGGUGCGCGCUGCCGUGGCCGUCUUGCUCGACCGAGAGAUGGAUCUGCUCAGCAGCUCAACUUCAGAGCAAGUCUGGAGCGUCAUGGCCAAGGCGUCUACAAACACGACUGCGCCGCGCGCCGUGGGCGAAGCUGGUGCCGAGGACAGAUUUAUUCAGUCUGUUCGUGAAGCUGGCAAGGCCUAAAGAUCUGCGACUUUCUUGAUGAUGCAUUGGAUAUAUAAGGAGAACUUCUACGCAUACAAAACACUUUUUAUUAGAACUGGAUGGGAUAGAUUUGGAGUACAUAACUUGGCGUUGGAUAUUGCUAUUCGCUGUGGAGGUCUAUCAUUCUUAUAGUUUUACCCUGUACAAAAAAACAUAGCCUACAUGGCGUGAGGGAAAGGCGACGGUGCCUGGCGACGAGGUAUGUUGCGGACUAUAUUUAUAAGGCUAUACCUGGCAAGAUAUUUAUAUUGUAUAUUAUCGAGGAUUUAAAAGAAUCCUCACUUGAAUAAGCACCUGUUUGCUCUCUCG
Messenger RNA from [Torrubiella] hemipterigena, 3376 nucleotides. Lineage: Eukaryota; Fungi; Ascomycota; Sordariomycetes; Hypocreales; Clavicipitaceae. The record is from the annotation of a GenBank genome assembly.